Lodderomyces parapsilosis is the source of this 1245-nucleotide messenger RNA. RefSeq names its product tyrosine--tRNA ligase (gene TYS1). Bases 1 to 1245 code for a protein of 414 amino acids. Gene Ontology annotation, biological process: tyrosyl-tRNA aminoacylation. The record is from RefSeq and is a predicted model, not a curated record. The transcript has a single exon. Gene Ontology annotation, molecular function: tyrosine-tRNA ligase activity; ATP binding. NCBI's taxonomy places the organism in Eukaryota, Fungi, Ascomycota, Pichiomycetes, Serinales, Debaryomycetaceae.
AUGUCCAGCAUUACAGACCCAGAGGCUCAAUAUGAAUUGAUCUCCAGAGAUUUACAAGAAGUCUUGAAUGCCCAAAUUAUUAAAAACAUUUUGGAGAAUGAAAAAAGAGCAGUAAAGAUUUACUGGGGUACAGCUCCCACUGGUAAACCACAUUGUGGCUACUUUGUUCCUAUGGUGAAACUAGCCCACUUCUUGAAAGCUGGAUGUGAAGUUAAAGUCUUGUUGGCGGAUUUGCAUGCAUUCUUGGAUAACAUGAAGGCGCCAUUGGAGGUUGUUCAAUAUCGUGCCAAAUAUUACGAAUGUGUUAUUAAAGCCAUUUUGAGAUCAAUCAAUGUCCCAAUUGAGAAAUUGAUCUUCGUUGUUGGAUCAUCAUACCAAAAAGAUGGCUCUUAUAUUAUGGACCUUUUCAAAUUAUCCAACGUCGUGUCGCAAAAUGAUGCUAAAAGAGCUGGAGCUGAUGUUGUAAAACAAGUUGCCAAUCCAUUGUUAUCGGGGUUGAUCUACCCUUUGAUGCAAGCUAUUGAUGAAGAACAUUUGGAUGUGGAUGCACAGUUUGGUGGUGUUGAUCAAAGAAAGAUUUUUGUUUUGGCGGAAGAAAACUUGCCAAGCAUAGGUUACAAAAAGAGAGCACAUUUGAUGAACCCCAUGGUGCCUGGUUUGGGACAAGGUGGUAAGAUGAGUGCGUCAGAUCCAAACUCCAAAAUAGAUAUUUUGGAGGAACCAAAAGUGGUCAAGAAAAAGGUAAACAGUGCUUAUUGUGCACCAGGAGAAACUAAAGAUAACGGACUCAUAGCAUUUGUUGAAUAUGUCAUACAACCCAUCCAUGAAUUGAAAACUGGUGUGACUGGAUCCUUUGAUCUCACCAUCGAUAGACCUGAAAAAUAUGGAGGACCCAUGCACUAUGACUCAGUUGAUCAGUUAAAGAAGGAUUACGCAGAAGGGAAAUUGUCGCCUCCAGAUUUGAAGAUUGGUGUCGCCGAUAGAAUUAAUGAGUUGCUUGCACCAAUUAGAGAAGAAUUUGAAAAGAGUGAAGAAUUCCAAUUGGCCCAAAAGAAUGGGUACCCAGUUGAACAACCAAAACAAGAAAAGAAGGUUAAGAAACCAAAGAAUAAAGGCACAAAAUACCCUGGAGGAGGAAGUCAACCAACUGAAAAUGCCGAUGCCAAGUCAGAAGCUAAUGCUGCAGCAACCGCUGGGAGGGUUGAAGAAGUUGUAAAGAAGUUAGAUGAAGCUAAUAUAGAGUAA